AUGGCGGCGGCGGCGGGGUGGCGGCGGCGCGCGCUGCGGCUGCUCACGGCCGGCGGCGCCGUCCUGCUCACGCGCUUCCCCUUCUGGCACUGCCUGAGCGCCCUGCUGCUGUGCGCCGAGCGCGCCGACGGGCGCCGGUGCGCGGGGACCGAUGAUUUGGACGAUGCAAUUCCAGAACAUAAUGAAUUCCUAUUUCCAGAGUAUGAAAUUUUGAUAGAACCUGAGGAACCAGAAUCUCCUUCCGACAGCAGCAUCGAUCCUGAGGAUGAAGCAGCAGCAGCAGAUGCCUCAGAGAGCCCAGGCAAACAGGAGGAACUCCGAGAUAUGGACAGUGCAAGUGGAGCACUGGCCUCCUUAGAUGAAGAGACAUUGGAAGCAAUGGCAAAACAUGAGACUGAAGAYGACAAGAUCUUCCGGAAGUUUAAGGAGCGAAUAGCUGUGGAACCAGAGCAGAUUAUUAGAUACUGCAGGGGAGGAGAAGGCCCCCUCUGGGUGUCAAGUGAAAAUAUUCCUGAAGAAAAAGAUAUCCCAAAUUGCUCAUGCGGUGCCAAAAGGAUAUUUGAAUUCCAGAUUAUGCCCCAGCUGCUGAACCACCUGCAGGUGGACAGGCUGGGCGAGAGCAUGGACUGGGGAACGCUGGYCGUGUACACGUGCGCCGAGAGCUGCAGCCAGGCCGGGGGCUACGCCGAGGAGUUCAUAUGGAAACAGGACUUCUCUGCGGCCUCCAUCCAACUUCCACCCUGCUCCUGAGCUAAAGCACCCGCACCCAGUCCUCGUUUCGGUGUGUCCGUGCGCUUGCAAACAGGUAGCUGCACUGGUGACACUGGUAUCUUGUAAGAGUGAUUUAAAAAGAAAGAAAAAUAGUGGACCUUGGCAGCUGCUCUCCUGCGCCCCAGCGGAACAUUUUACUUUAGGCUGCUACUGAAAGCAGAUGCUUUUACUGUGGUAAAGUUCACCUCCAGUCUUGCAUCACCUCAUACAGCAGGUCUGAAYGUUUAAAUAAAGAUGAAACGUUCUUGGAUGGCUGCAAGUGUCCUUUGUCAGUGACUGGGCUUUUGGAACUCAAACUGGUGUCUGGCUUUGUGCUGCUCAAACAUUCAUUUCCAGGSAAAGCAGAUUACUGUAAGGUCAAAGUGCUCAUGUUCAGGAGGUGUAAGGCAGUCCUAGCUAACAAACCCAGCGUGCCCCGUCUUUCAGUAUGUAACUUAAAUCUGAACCCUGUGCCUCAGUGCUAUUUAAAAGCAUCCAGAUUGUUAUUGGUCCCCCCCAAGUCAGACGGAACAUGUACAGGAAUAAAGUCUUAGCAGUCUUCUUCUGGAAGAAGACCAGGACUGUUAAAGCAGAACAUGCUCGUUAAACCAGGACUGUUAAAGCAAAACAUGGUUGUUGUUGCUUACUAKGAGUAGCAGCAUGUUUUCAAGCUGAAUCAUCUGCCCCCAGUGGUGGAGUUUAAAACCAGCUCUCCUCUGCAGGGGCUGCUCUGGUGUUGGUCUGCCCUAGGSCUGAGGCAUGAGAAAAAUAAAACCACACCAUUGAAGUUACUGGGCCGCCUGCUCAACCGUUCCUCUGGCUAUAGCUAUACUUACGUGAAAAGAUGAAGCUCUUUUUCUGGUSUCAGUGUAAUAUUUAUUUACUUCAGUUCUUUAUUCUCUUACGCUGCUCAUUCCUGCUCACCAGUGAUUCCAGCGCUGAUUUUACAUAAGCCUUAGGCCCACUCUUGYUUUAUGACUGUUUCCAUUAUGUGAGCAGGCAGGGAGCAGGCAGAGGCUGCCUGCCGCACAAGCUCUCAUCAUCCUAAAACUUAAUUUCCAAAAUGGUGUCUUUAACACACAGUGCAGUUAGCAGACAUAUGUAGCUCUACUACAGCUCAGCUGACUUUAAUGAAAACCAGCCUCCAGCAACUUAAGGCUCAGAAAUUUCCUGGCAAAGUUUSCAAAAGUUGGCAAAUCGUUGGUUGCCACUGCAUUGGCUGCCAUCUGGAGUCCUACAACAGCAGGGCCAGACACUAGUGCCAAGUUCACUGCCUCAAACAGCACAAACUACUGCAGCACCUAAGUACUGCAUCGUCUUUGAUAUCUUGAACUUGUCCUGCCAAAGGUAAAUUAUUAAACACCACCUUUCUGGUAAGAUCAAUGGAACCAAUUAAAAAGACCAAUUAAAUAGUCCAGAGUCRCUACUGUGCAUGUCACUGCAGGGGAGUAAAGGCAACUGGAGGAGCUAAGUUCAGGCAGGGUUUGCAAAUAGAGAGGGUGCAAAGGCAGCCAUAGCUUCAUCUGGUCUGGGAUAAAGCACAAAUUUUGUAAGCUGAAGAGACCAUGGUUACAUAGAGUUAGUUCUAGAUGAAAGGUGAAAGAAUGUGGAAGUCACAGAAAGGUUGCUAUUGCUGGAAAUGCACUACGGGGAAAAAGAAAAAGCAAUUUAUUUUUAGUUCCCAAGCUCUUAGGCUUCCAGCACAGAUCAAAGGGAAGAUUAUGUACAUACUGACUGACCGUAAGGGCUUUGACAUUCUACAGGAACACUUAAUAUAGUGAGACUGUCAUAGUUUGUAAAACACAAAGGUAGCAACUUAAAGAAAUCC
Messenger RNA from Nothoprocta perdicaria, 2578 nucleotides. RefSeq names its product programmed cell death 2 (gene PDCD2). Bases 1 to 750 code for a protein of 249 amino acids. Lineage: Eukaryota; Metazoa; Chordata; Aves; Tinamiformes; Tinamidae. Gene Ontology annotation, cellular component: cytoplasm; nucleus. The record is from RefSeq and is a predicted model, not a curated record. The transcript is spliced from 5 exons.